GUCAAGAGUGUCAACAACGACCAGCAGAAGCAGCAGCAGCAGCAGCGUCCGGAGAAGGGAGGGGGGUCCAGAGGUAGUCGCUACGCCAGAACAUUUGUCGGACAUGGGGGAUGAUCGACCCUUCGUAUGCACUGCCCCUGGAUGUGGGCAGAGAUUCACAAAUGAAGACCAUCUGUCAGUCCACAAACACAAGCAUGAAAUGACAUUAAAAUUUGGUCCUGCCAGAACAGACUCUGUUAUCAUCGCAGACCAGACACCCACACCCACACGUUUCCUGAAGAACUGUGAGGAGGUCGGUCUGUUUAAUGAAUUGGCCACUUCCUUUGAGCAGGAGUUUUGUAAAGCACAGGAAGAAGAGCAAAGGACGAAACACCCGGCCGUCCCUUUGCAAACACCUUCGGAAGUAAAAGAUGAAGAUGAGGGUCCUUUACAGGUGGAUUCGUCCCCUCCGAACAGCCCCGAUUCAUCGUCCAGCAUGUCGGACGACAGUGGAGACUCGAGGGUGAGAGGCAAGGAGAUUCCCACAAAGCCUUUGGCCAGCUCGGCUCCCACUCCAACUAUAGUCCGUCCAGGGUCUCUCCCCCUCCACCUGAGCAACGAUGCACUACACCCGACUUUACCAUCUCCAACGUCUGUCAUCACACAAGCUCCGCCCUCCAACAGACAGCUGGGCAGCUCGCCCAGCAGCCCGUACCCUCUGGUGAGACACCUCCCGAACGGACAGACGGUCCCGCUCCUGCCCAGUCCUGUGCAAAUGACUUCAGUUAUAUCUCUUGCGAGGACGGUAAACACAGUGCCUAACAUCCCUGGAAUUCCAGGACCCCCUGUCGGAGGGGCAAGCAGUGGCUCAUCCUCCCCGUCGGGGUAUAGUCUUCACUCCGAGACGAAGAUGCGGCUGAAGGCAGCUCUAACUCAUCAGGGGCCCGGAGCACAAGAUGGAGCUGGCGGGGGUUCAGGAUCCAACCCUGCUGUCCCCCAGCGGCAGGAACAGAGCCAGCAGCCCACUCAGAACUCUGACGCACCGUCACCUGCACAGCCACAGGUGUCCCCCGCACAGCCGACGGGCGGCCGGAGGCGGCGGGCGUCAGAGAUGGACCCCGACGAGAGGAGGCAGCGUUUCCUCGAGAGGAACCGGGCGGCUGCUUCCCGCUGCAGGCAGAAACGGAAGCUGUGGGUGAACUCUUUGGAAAAGAAGGCAGAAGAUCUCGCCAGCAUGAAUGUCUCCCUGACGAAUGAAGUGACCCUCCUGAGGAACGAGGUGGCGCAGCUGAAGCAGCUGCUCCUGGCCCAUAAAGACUGUCCCGUCACCGUCAUGCAGAAGAAGGCAGCUUUCUUAGCUGCAGGAGGAGAGGAGGCCUCCAGGGACGCGCCCGCCGAGUCGAUCGGCUCCCCGGCGGCGGUCAUCCAGCACGGCCCGUCAACCCCGAACUCGGCCCCGAGCCCGGCGGCCACCAUCAACGGGAUGAGCGUCCGCGCCGCAGAGGUGGUGGCGAUGUCGGUGUUGGCCGGCAUGGGAUCGGGCCAGCCUGGAGGGGUUGUCAUGGCGACGCAGCCACAGUCAGCCCCAAGAUGAUGUGCGGACACAGGUAGACCGAAUGAACUCGAGUGGAAUUAGGAGGCCGGACUGGUGCAAAGUGUUUGAUUUUUUGUUUGUUUUUUUUUGUUGUUGUUGUUUUUUUUGUUUUUGAGAAGAGGGAGUCGCCCUCAAUCCCUCAGACGCCCUUCACCCUCACAGACACGGCACAGUGCCUCCGUCAUCCCUCAACCCCCAACAGGCUCUCCUUCCCCAGAGGCUCUGUCACUCUGUCUGUAAAUAUGAAAAAAAAAAAAAAAAUCCCGUUGUGGAACCGUGCUCUGCAGGGUUUGGCUCACUUCCUGUUCAAUUCUAACGUCUGAGAGAAGUUUUAAAUUUUAAGACAAAAAUGAUGAUUAAAGAAAAGCUACCGUCAAAGUUUCAGCUCACGAAGCAGCUUCAGUCCAGCCUGUUCCCACUCACACGGGGCUCCUUUUGUUUUGUAUCCAGGUUGACAAUUUCACUGUUUGACAUCCUGUGUUUUUUACGUGAGAAGACGUUUUUAUUCCCGAACAAGUUGCAGAUGUAAUGUUUGACCGACACAGUGAAAGUCUUUGUGGGAGAGGAGUGUUUUUUUUUUUUUUUUUGCUAGCUGGUUGCAGAGCGAGGCCGCUGGGGGGGGGGGGAAGUUUUAUCGCUUCUUUUGUUUACUUUCCAAUGUUUUCUUUACCUUCACUGUGUGUCUUCUGUUUCUCUUUGAGUUAAUUUUCCCUAAACACACCCGACGCUUUCCUCGUCACCACGAACCAAAUUGUAGAAUUGUGCACUGUUCAGCUUGUGAUGGUGUGCCUGACGUUCCUUUUUCCCCACCAUCUCUUCUCACCCAUUCGGAAUAGACGUCACUGCAUAAAUCUUAUGUAUCAAACCCUGUUGACUGCAUGGAUUAUUUAAGAAUACCACUGUUUGUGAUGAACCAUACUAUUUCUCUCUUUUUUUUUUUUUAUGUUCCUCUUCUGUUCUGUAACAUCAAAUUAUUGAUGCAAAACAAAAAAAAAAAAGUCCUUCUUAUGUAAGGAUUCUAUCCUCAGUCCUAACGUAACACACUUGAGGUUAGUCGUUUAGAGGGUUAGCGGUUUAGAAGGCCUUGAAAUGAUAAUCAAGCAUAGACUUUAAAUCCUGUACCCAGGCAUUUCAGUUGAGGAAAAGAGUAGUGCAAUAUAUUUUUCUAAUAAGUAUCAAUGUUCUUGCAUUUAGCUGACGUGUGUAGCCCAGCUGCUCGGAGGGGGUUUGGUCUAUUUCAUUUGAAAGCUAAAAUUGUGAGGUGACCAAAGCAAAUGUGAAGAUGAGUAUUGGUGAAUGAAUGGGGUCGACGAUUGGUGAGCAUUCGUAGCGAGUUACAGACGUCCUGGUCCUGGGUGCUUUCUGACGGUCGGCAGUCUUGUUAUCAUGAAGUAUCCCUGAUGCCUGUGUGAGGUGCUUGUUUUGAAAGCAGAUUGUUUUAUACAGCGUUGUACUUCCAAGACUAUCAAGUUGUUUUUGCCCUUUUUGUCACUCAGUGUUUUUUUUUAAUAUAUAUAUAUAUGACAUGUUGUUUCAAGAUGUUUUAUUUUUCUCUGUGGGAAUUUUAAAUUUUUUUUUCUCCCCCCUUCAUGAUGAUAUGUCCCCUUAAUUUGUCAAAGAGGAUAGAUGUCUUUAAUGUGCUUAUAAAGCUUGAACCACAUGAAAAAAUGUCUUGGAGAUAUCUGUAAGGAGGGAGUUCAUCCAACACUCAGGCCUCAAGAUGGGAGAAAAAUUACUUGUGUAUAGUCUAAACUAAUAAAUAAGUCGUCUCGGGCAAAUAAUGAAAUAAAUUAAUAAAAAUGUUCCUCAGUA
Molecule: messenger RNA, 3385 nt
Organism: Salarias fasciatus (jewelled blenny)
Lineage: Eukaryota; Metazoa; Chordata; Actinopteri; Blenniiformes; Blenniidae
Gene: atf7b
Product: activating transcription factor 7b
Exons: 12
Coding region: 104-1573 (489 amino acids)
Biological process (GO): regulation of DNA-templated transcription
Molecular function (GO): DNA-binding transcription factor activity
Source: RefSeq, a predicted model, not a curated record